Messenger RNA from Aphanomyces invadans, 2051 nucleotides. RefSeq lists its product as hypothetical. Bases 18 to 1853 code for a protein of 611 amino acids. Lineage: Eukaryota; Oomycota; Saprolegniomycetes; Saprolegniales; Verrucalvaceae. The record is from RefSeq and is a predicted model, not a curated record. The transcript has 11 exons.
GUGGAUUGCCACUCGCGAUGCACGCGCAGUACAUGCACCCUCCAUGGGCCAUGCAGCAGCGAGCAAUGCAGCAGCGGCAGAAGCAGCACAUGCUUCGCCAGAGCAUACGUGAACUCCAGCAAACGACGCUGCGCGACGUCGUGCGCGACCGAAACGCCGCCAUGUUGCAUCAGCUCCACGAGAUCCACCAACAGCUCCACAACCUUGACGAGCAAAGAAAGCAUGCCGCGAUGGCGGGCCUGCUCGAGCAGAUUCUCCAUGAACAGAAGCGGGUGGAGCAGCUCUUGGACGCCUCCCAUCCAUCCCGAACUAGCCGACUUCCUCCACAUGAACCGGAAAUCGAGUUGCCUCUCGCGGUGGCUCCGUCCCCAUCUCAGCAAAAAGAGGCCGAGGCAGGCGCGCGGCAAAAACUGCACCAGUCACCACCACACGGCGCCAUCAAAUCUGCGGCUCCCCCUCCAUCCCGUGCACCAUCCAGACCGGACGGACGCGACGGUUUUUCGCCGUCGCGAGAACAGCCAGCAUCAUUAUCACCCCCACAGCAAGUGGGCACGUCGCGAGAGCAAACAAUACUUCACCAAGCCAAGCAGGAUAUCACGACGAAAGAUGCCCCGGUCAGGAUGCUGGGGGUUCUCUUUUCAGAGGAGGAAGAGCAGUUGCUGGCCAUUCCUGAAGACGACACCGACGCAGCCGACAUUGUAAUUGCCCCCACAACGAAGCAGAGCGACGCAGCUGCGCAGGAAUUGAAGCGACUCGAAUCGAUACGGCGCAAGGCGCUGCUGCAGCACUUGAGUCCUUCCACAACCGGCCUCAAGCGGCCAAAGUGGCGCCUGGAUGCAGAUGCCGCCAACGGCGUCGUCUCGACGUUUGGUGAAGCGCCCAUGGCCCCGCUGCAAGUGUUUCGGUCCGUGGCGGUGGCGGUGCUUGGUCUUGUCAGGUUACAAAACCUGUCUUUGGUCCGUCGGAGGAACCUUCGCGAGGAAGAGAAGCAAGUGAUGGCCAACAUGAUCGACGUGUACGUGGAGGCGACGCGAUCGUGGAUGGCCAAGGAGAUGCGCGUGCCCGUGGCGUCCGUCCUGCAGGACCCGACCAUGAACUUUGGUACGGGCAGCGGCGGCGCCAAGAUUGGCGUCAAGAAGAAGUUUGGCGCCUUGCUCUUCGCCAACAAGGCGGCACCCAAGCCUGCCCCCCACGCCCUCGUGCAACUCAAGGUCAGGCUCAAGGGGAUCGUUGAUGCAGUGGCCAAAACCACCGUCAAACCUCAAGACACCCCCGACGCCAUUGCAACCUUCCUUCGCCGCCUGACGACGGACGGAGUCUACUUUCCUGCUGACUUCUUGACGCCAGACGAGCGCCGUGCCCUGGAAUUCAACUCUCUCGGGGCUACGCGCAACAUGGACUCUGCCCAACGUUUCAACGUCGUCGUGCUCAACUUCAUUGUGGUGCGAAUCGUUGUGCCAAGCUUGGUGCUUCGCCCGUGGGAAGGACCGAUGGCGAGCAAAGCGACCCCUCCCCUCCAAGUGCAGCACAACCUGCGCGUGCUCGCGACGGCGCUGUACACGGUGUGCCAGCAGAUCCUCCCGACCGUCUUGCUGGAUGCGGGAUCGGCUGCCCCGACUCCAGAUCCGAGUGCUACGACGCCGCCAUCCCAGAACGAACACCUCCCGAACCUGGCACGGAUCCCCUCGAUGUUGUAUUCCAAACACGUCCUGCCCCUCGACGACGUCGACUUUGCCGAGUUUCUCCUCCAGCAACAGGACAAUCUGCAGACGUGGCUGCUCCAGCUCCACGACAUCGUGCACUCUGACCAGCCACUAGCCAAAGACACCAAGACAACUCCACAGCCACUUUAACUUGUUCACCUGCCAAAGUGCUCCCGCACAUGGCCACGUCUCUGAUUGCGCUCGUAGCCAUGCAGUGGGAUGGCCGCGCGAGGCAUAGCAAUCCUGCCGAGUCGUGAGCCUGUCGUGCAUCUUGCCCCGUUGUAGGGCCACGCGAGCCCAACCCCACAUGAGAAAAAGUUGCAAUCAAAACGACCUUCACAGCGACCA